AUGUCCAACAACUCCCAUGCCGCUCCCCGCUCGUCGGGAGGCGGGAAGUCAUCCAUCUUCUCGCGGAGUAAGCUUCCAAAGGGACCUCAUCAUUCGCGCCUGAGCUCAAAGGGCGACAACAACAUGCGGGAGAGCCACCACUACACCGGCGAGCCGUCGCCCACGCACACGAACGGCUACUCGGCCGGCAAUGUUUCCUCGAUCUCGUACGAUAGUGUGUCGGCGGAUCUCAAAAGGCAGCCCAUACCGAUUGAUCAUAGUUUGAGGCCGGUGUCAAGGGGCGAUGAACAGCAGCAGCAGCAGCAGCAGCAGCAGCAGUACUCGCAUGGUUCAGGGCAGAGGCCGCAGCCAUCUCAUUACGAGUCAUCGUCGUCCACGGCUACGCUCAACUCACAGCACCAUCAACACCAGCAGGGAUAUGUAGCUUACAACGGCAGUUAUCAGCCGCCGAGCCCUUAUUCGAAUUCAACGUUUUCCUCUCGCCCCCAGGAUCCUCACAGUCAACACCAGCACCAGCACCAGCCGCAGCAGCAGCAGCAGCACCACCACUACCAGCAGCCGCAGCAACAGCAACAACAGUACUACGGUUCAAACGCGUCGGAAUCUACGUAUUCGCGCCCAGGUUCCGACCAGGCUUCAAUAUAUUCCUCAAUCUCAUCGGCGACCCGGAAUUCUAUUGUGUCCAUCGCUCCGAGCGUAGUCGACCAUCUUAUCCCGUCUCCGAUGAACUUUAGCUCUGCGGAUGGAUUUGCACUGGAGCGCCCCCGAGACGAUCGGGAGGUGGAGCGGAUGUUUCAAGAACUGAUGGAGAAGAGAGGCUUUUCAGGACUUCCGAAAGAGGCGCAACGCGGAAUUAUGGCUUAUCCGACAAGUAAAAAGUGGAUUUUGAUCCACCAGGAUAAACUUGCAGACUUCCAGGCGGAUCAGAAGAGGAGGGCGGCGGCGCAGGCACAAGAGAGAGAUCCGGACGAGGGCGGUCCGGAGUGGUAUGUGAAGAAGAUUCUGGACGGCACGAUCAGCGCGAAGCAGCUCGGGAGUUUGAGUGUGUCUCUUCGGACACAACCUAUUAGUUGGGUCAAGAAAUUCAUUGAGGCCCAGGGACAGGUCGCUCUCACGACUGUUCUCCGGAGCAUAAAUAAUCACACUGGAAAGAACGCCGCCGGAUCCGAUGCUAUUCUCGAUCGAGAAUAUGACAUUGUGAAAUGUUUAAAGGCGAUUAUGAACAGCAUGUAUGGCGCCGAGGACGCAUUUAAGCACCACCACUGUGUUUCUGCGCUCACGGCGUCUCUCACCUCGCCCCGAGUGACAACCCGAAAGCUUGUCUCGGAGGUUUUAACCUUCUUGUGUCAUUGGGAACGACCAAUCGGUCACACCAGUGUCAUUGCUGCGCUGGACCAGCUGAAAACCUACCAAGGAGAACAUGGCAGGUUCGACUCCUGGCUCAGGAUCGUCGAGGUUACUAUCGACGGCCGAGGAAAGCUCGGGAGUCUUGUGGGUGCUAGUGAAGAGGUUCGGUCUGGAGGUAUUGGAAUGGAAAGUUUGCUCAUGGAAUAUGCGCUCGCGACACUAUUCUUGAUCAAUAUCAUUGCCACCGGCUGUGAUGAUCUCCAUGCUCGUAUUCACAUCAGGGCACAGCUGAAGGCAUGCGGGUUCCAGAGGAUCUCGACAAAGAUGCAAGGGUUCCAGUACGAACUCAUCGACAAGCAGAUCCAGAAGUACGAAGAUGACGCCGCAACGGACUACGACGAGCUUAUGGAAAGGGAUGGAGGUAGUAUGACAGAUAGCAUAGAGGGGGAUCCAAAGGAUCUCAACGACCCAGCUGCCAUCGUAGAUGCUAUCAUGACCAAGGUUCAGGGUUCUCAAGCGCAGGACUACUUUCUGUCUUCGCUGCAACAUCUAUUACUCAUGCGGGACAACAACCAUGAGGACCGACUGCGCAUGUUCCAGCUUGUUGAUUCUAUAUUAGGUUAUGUCGUUAUGGACCGGCGCCUGCCGGAUAUGGAAUUGAAAGCGAGUCUGAACUUUUCGGUUCAGGCGCUUAUGGACAAGCUGCAUACAGAUGCAGAGGCCCGCCAUGCGCUAGAGCAGGCAUCCGAGUAUCGGCAGAUUGCAGAGAACGCGAUUGCCGAGCGAGAUGCCAUGAAGGAGCAGAUUGCCAUGGGCGCGGAUGGACUAAUUGCAAAACUACAGCAGCAGUUGGAGGAACAGACGCAGGUAAUUGAGAUUGGUAGACGGCAAAUCAUGGGGCUUACCGGAGAGCUGGAGGAGAUCAAGCUCGCUCAUGCUAUGCAGAUGCAAAAGAGUGAGCUGGAAACCAGAGAGCUGUAUCUCAUGCUCCGAGACUCCCAGGAUGUAGCAGAUGCCGCACACGCGGAGAAGGUCAAAAAGGCGAAGAAGGAAGGAAAGCCUAUUCCAGAAGAGCUGAGCGUUGCCCAGAUGAAGGGUAUCAUGGAUAGGGAGAAGCUUAUGAUGAGGCUCGAGACGCAAUUGGAGCGCAAGAAGACUGAGUUCAAGCUCGAGGGUAAGGUCUGGCAACAAGAAGUAGCGCCGAGUGAUAGGUUGAGGGAGCUCCGGGAACGUAUGGACGCCGUUCAACGAGAGGCCAGACAACUAGAACAGGAGCACUUUGAGGAGGCGAAAAAACAACGAAUCGCCUCUGAUAACUUCGGAGGUAUUAAUAGCGAUGGCGUUUACCACACACCACUCGGGAGGAGGACUUCGUCAGCGCCUAAUCUUGCCGAGAGGGAGAGAAUGUUGAGAAAGGAUGUUGAGCGGGAAGAUGGAAUUACGGAGGAGAGCGAGGGUGAGGAGAAGGAAGGAACCAUUGGAGUUGCAAGAGCAGGAAGAGCAGGAAUCAUCACCCUUGGGAAGAGAGGAAAGAGACCUAUGAGAGGAGGAAGACCUAAGAUGCCGGCCGACCAGGCUACUAGAUUGUUGGGCGAACUUAAGACUAGGGUUCGUAGGGAUUCCGAAAGCGGUAACGACGGGGAGGGUGAAUAUGAAGACCCGGAUGAGGAUCCGGUUGCUGGAGAGGAUGGGGUCUCCACCGGACGCUCGCGCUCUAGCACCGAGUCCGAUUCUCCGAAGACGCCUGUGGACCUUGGCACUGCUGCAACGGGUGAGGAAGCCAAACUUGAUGGACCUGCGGCGCCUGUUGUACUUAUCCCAGGAUUUGACACGAGGGCUCCUCCCCCGCCCCCACCGCCGCCAGGUAUGCCAGGAGCCUUCCCCCUUAUGGAUGGGUUCAAGAACAUUGCUCCUCCGCCCCCUCCGCCACCUCCGGGCAUGGCUGGAUUACCUGGGUUCAAGACCGACUCUCCCGCAGCACAUCCGCCACCUUUUGGUAUGCCAGGUUUCGGUACUAGUGCCCCACCACCCCCAGCACCUCCUAUGCCAGGUUUCGGUACUAAUGCUCCCCCUCCUCCGCCGCCGCCCCCGGGCACGGCUGGAUUUACUAAUGGUGCCCCCCCCCCUCCACCUCCUCCACUGCCAGGCUUCUCAGUUGGUGGGCCUCCACCCCCUCCACCCCCACCACCAGGUCCUGGGGGGUUCAAGAUAGGAGGACCCCCACCACCACCCGGAAUGCCUGGCAUGCCUCCGCCGCCGCCUACGCCCAUGGGUAUGCUCUAUGGCGGAGCAGCUGGUGCGCUGUUCACCGGUAUGAGGCCGAAAAAGAAGCUGAAGCCCAUGCAUUGGGAGAAGCUGGAUGGCGUGGAGUACACCAUUUGGGCGAGCCGAUUCGAUAAGGACGCAAUGUACGACGAGCUGAGCAAGAAGGGUAUCUUGGAGGAAAUGGAGCGCCUGUUUGCGUUUAAGGAGGCCAAGAUAUUGAAGAAAUCCGCUGGUGCGGCCGAGAAGAAGAAGGAGUUCCUGGACUCGUCGAUCGUCAAGGCUUUCCAGAUUUCUCUGUCCAAAUAUGCCAAUAUUCCUGUUGACCAGCUUGUCAAAAAGAUCCUGUCUUGCGACAAGGAUAUGCUUGAUAACUCGGCAAUCAUGGACUUCUUGCUGAAGGACGAGCUUUGCAUUAUCUCUGAUAACCUGUCGAAGAACUUGACGCCUUACAGCAUCGACUGGACAGAACCAGAUGCUGAGAAGCAGAAGCGAGAAGCUGAUCCCAACGAGCUACGUAGAGAAGAUCAUAUCUUCUUGGAGACGGCCUACAAUUUGCACCACUACUGGAAGGGUAGGAUAAGAGCCUUGGCGUUGACAAGAAGCUUGGAUCCGGACUACACAGAGUUGCAAGGCAAGCUGCACCAGAUCGUCAAGGUUGCAGACAAGGUCCGGGGCUCGAAGGCGUUCCACGGGGUGCUCAAUGUUAUUUUGACGAUGGGUAAUUUCAUGAACGAUACCAAUAAGCAAGCUUCUGGUUUCAAGCUUGGAACACUCUCCCGAUUGGUUAAUCUGAAGGAUGAUAAGAACCAAAGGUCUCUCAUGGACUAUAUCGAGAUGUCGAUCCGUAACAAGUUCCCUGAAUGGCAAUCUUUCAUGGAUGACUUGCACGAAUGUAUCGCGCUAGAGAAAGCCGAUGUGGAUAACUUGAUGCAGCAAGCAAAGAGGUUCAUCGACAAUAUCCAUAACAUCCAGGCCUCUGUCGACGCCGGAAAUCUCAGUGAUCCGAAGAAAUUCCAUCCUCAGGAUCGUGUCUUGCAGGUCGUAUUACCGCUCUUGCCCGAGGCGAGAAAGAAGGCGGGAUAUCUUAAGGAUCACUUGGAUGCCAUGACGAAGACGUACAAUGACCUUCUUACGUAUUAUGGCGAGGACCCGGCGGAUGAACAGUCGAGGAAGAGGUUCUUCAAAAUGAUUGCGGACUUCUUGAAGAAUUACAGGGCGUCAAACAACAAGAAUUUGGAACUUGAGGACGAUGAGAAACGACGAGAGAGGAGGAUUAAAAACCAGCCCACGGUGCCGGGGGUCGGCAUAUGUCAACUUCCUCCCAACAAAUCUGGUGCUAUGGAUGCGCUGCUUGAGAAGCUUAAGAAAGCCGGUCCAGCGGUUCGACAAAGACGCCGUGAUCAGUACAAGGGCCGCAACGGCCGAACAGCGUCAGGUACACGAACAGUGUCUAGCCAGAGUAUCCCUGGGGAACCUACAUCUGGUGGAGAAUCAGCAUCACCUGAGAUGCCCCUUACACCGAUGACACUCCCAGUUAUUGAGGCGACAGAGGAAGAAAACUCCUUAACAUCCAGGUCGCAGGAGAUAUUAAUGCGGUUACGUGAAGAGAACAGUGGUGAUGGUGCAGCCAGUGGAACAGCUGGAAGUCUUCGUGUGCGAAGAAGAAGGGCCAGCGGAGACGAUGUAAGAAGGGAGAGGAGGAGAAGACAAGGGAGCAACGUGUCGGCAUCUGGCACAGAUGCUGCUCUGGAGGGAGAGGAUACAGAGAAUCAGGAUGAAAUGAUCGCAAAGGCGAAGUUAGCGUUGAUGAACAUGCGAAGAGGAUCAGAGGCGGAUGUAGAGGAGGAUGCUGCGGCUGGAAUGCCAACACCCACAACGAUUGUAUCGCCGCCGUCACCAAAGCUAGAAAAGGCAGAGCCAGUCGUUGCGGCACCUGAGUAG
Molecule: messenger RNA, 5553 nt
Organism: Morchella sextelata
Lineage: Eukaryota; Fungi; Ascomycota; Pezizomycetes; Pezizales; Morchellaceae
Exons: 7
Coding region: 1-5553 (1850 amino acids)
Biological process (GO): mitotic actomyosin contractile ring assembly; actin filament bundle assembly; barbed-end actin filament capping
Cellular component (GO): cell division site; mating projection tip
Molecular function (GO): small GTPase binding; actin binding
Source: RefSeq, a predicted model, not a curated record